Molecule: messenger RNA, 360 nt
Organism: Eptesicus fuscus (big brown bat)
Lineage: Eukaryota; Metazoa; Chordata; Mammalia; Chiroptera; Vespertilionidae
Product: keratin-associated protein 21-1-like
Exons: 1
Coding region: 1-360 (119 amino acids)
Biological process (GO): hair follicle development
Source: RefSeq, a predicted model, not a curated record
AUGUGCUGCAACUACUAUGGGAACUCCUACGGGGGCUGUGGCUAUGGCUGUGGCUAUGGCUGUGGCUAUAGAUCUGGCUACGGCUGUGGCUACGGCUCUGGCUAUGGCUGUGGAUAUGGAUCCAGAUAUGGCUGUGGCUAUGGCUGUGGCUACGGCUCUGGUUAUGGCUCUGGCUAUGGCUGUGGCUAUGGCUCUGGCUAUGGCUGUGGAUACGGCUCUGGCUACGGCUCUGGCUAUGGCUGUGGAUACGGCUCUGGCUAUGGCUGUGGAUACGGCUCUGGCUACGGCUCUGGCUAUGGCUGUGGCUGCUGUACCAUCCGACCAUGCUGCUACCGACGCUGCUAUUCCUCUUGCUGCUAG